Molecule: messenger RNA, 1952 nt
Organism: Solenopsis invicta (red fire ant)
Lineage: Eukaryota; Metazoa; Arthropoda; Insecta; Hymenoptera; Formicidae
Product: lysosomal acid glucosylceramidase
Exons: 8
Coding region: 251-1783 (510 amino acids)
Biological process (GO): glucosylceramide catabolic process
Molecular function (GO): glucosylceramidase activity
Source: RefSeq, a predicted model, not a curated record
CGUGUUCAGCACGCCGUUACAAAAGGCAGAACGUAUCCAGCCGAGAAGCAAUUUCGAGGGGAUUCAGUAGGGCAUUCGCGCACGCCGCACCGCUGACGAGAAAACGAAUCACCACGACGGCAUUACGCGAUCGGCCUCUUCUACUUAUCUGAAGAAGCGCUUCUCAAGAUGCAUCAUCUGACAAAAGACCGGAAAUUUUUUUUCUCCGAGACAUCAGGCUAAGCAGUAAGCUUCCUCACGAUAAUUCAAGAUGUUACGCGUAAUAAUUCUGAUCGCCGCUUUGGCCACAGUAAAAGGAGAUGGGUGUGUACCACUUCCAAUUAAAGACGAGUCUGUAGUAUGCGUCUGUAACUCGACGUAUUGCGAUACAAUAAGCGAGCCGAUGUUACAGCAGAAUCAAGUUUUAUGGUACACGUCCACUAAGGAAGGCAAAAGAAUGCACACUUCCACCAUGAACUUCUCCAAUACAAACGAGGUUGAAACCAAACUGGUUCUCGUAGUGAACAGCAAUCAGACAUAUCAACAGAUAUUUGGAUUUGGAGGGGCAAUGACAGACGCUGCAGCACUCAACAUUAGAAGCCUCAGCAAAAACACUCAACGUUUAUUACUUGAGUCAUAUUUCAGUCCCACCGGUAUCGGAUAUACGUUUGUCCGUAUACCUAUCGCAGGUACCGAUUUCUCGACGAGACCAUAUACAUACGACGACAUACCCGGUGAUGUUACGUUAAGUUAUUUCAGUCUUGUGGAGGAAGACGCCUAUAAAAUCGGAUAUAUACGUGAUAUCAAAAAAAUGAUGUCUAAUCCGCAGAGUCUCAGGAUAUUCACGACUUCGUGGAGCGCUCCUCCAUGGAUGAAAGCCUCAAACAAUAUAAAAUGGGGUACUCUAAAACAUGAAUAUUAUGGUGUUUACGCUAAAUAUAUCAAAAAGUUCUUCGAUGCGUACAAAGAAUAUGGAAUAGACAUAUGGGGUAUAACGCCGGGCAACGAGCCGUUGGAUGGAUUUUUUCCAUUCUUUACUUUCAAUUCCAUGGGUUGGACACCCACCGCAUCGUCAAUCUGGACUACAAAUUUUUUAGCUCCGACUUUGUCUGAAGCUGGAUAUAAUCCCGUCUACAUGGCGAUGGAUGAUCAACGCUUCGAAAUACCGUGGUAUCCCAACAUAGUGUUCAGUACUUCACAAAAAGCUAAUGAACUGUUCUCCGGCACUGCGUUCCAUUGGUACACUGAUGAUUUUUUUUCACCGAUGAGACUAAACCAACUGCAUGAUAAAUAUCCGGAUAAAUUUAUGUUGAUGACCGAGGCAUGCACCGGUAGUGCUAUCUGGGAAAGAAUAAAGGUAAAGUUGGGAUCAUGGGAACGAGGACAACGUUAUAUCUUAGAUAUAAUUGAGAACUUGUCGCAUUGGGUGGUUGGAUGGGUAGAUUGGAACAUUGCACUCAAUGAUCAUGGGGCACCGAAUUGGGCAAAAAAUUUUGUGGAUUCACCGAUCAUUGUAAUGCCACAGAGCGAUGAGUUUUACAAACAGCCUAUGUUUUACGCGAUUUCUCACUUCAGCAAAUUUGUACCACGCGGUUCUUAUAGAAUAUCUAUGGAAUUUGAGAACAAUCAAGACAUUAAAGCAAUAGCUUUUUUGACGCCCGAUCAACGAAUUGUUGUUGUGGCCGUUAACAAAGCUUCUUAUCCUAUUGCUAUAACAGUAAAAGAUACAAAUACAAACGAUAUGGUAAAUGUAUGCUUACCUGCCAAUUCUUUUAAUACAUUAUUAUAUUUAACACAGAAAUAAUGCAAAUCUUGUGCCCAAAUUAUAAUUAAAAUAUACGUCUACAAAAUUCUCUUCGCUUUCCUUAUGUUGUCUCCUAGAAAAGACAAGAUCGUACAAAAAUAUUGUAAUAUUGUUUCAUACUUUGUAUGAAUUUUUUUACAAAAAAAUAAAAACGAAUUAUAUACAUGUA